UGGAGCCGGAGCGGCUCCGAGAGCCGCCGUGAGACGGAGCCCUCCCGCCCUCCCCCGCGAUCGCGGCUCUGCUGGAGGGACGUUCAAAGAGGUGAAGGUCUGGAAACAAAAAAGUCGCGCCUGGGACACGAUUACGCAGCCGAUUCUGGCCCCAACCCGGAAGUUUAUGUCGCGAACACGUGUUGGUGGGAAGGUGGCCGGGCUGCAGCCGCCGACCCUCCGGCCCUCCCACCGCCUCCCCUGGGGCUUCCCCGCCCGGCAGAGCCCUCCCGGGGCCCCGCAGCCUCAGGGGAGCUGAACCGCAGCGACAGACACGGCCUCAAAGUCCAGGGACUCAAACACAGGUUGCUAGGAGAUGGUGGAGCCAGGACAAGAUCUGUUGCUUGCUGCUUUGAGUGAGAGUGGAAUCAGUCCAAAUGAUCUCUUUGAUAUUGACUCUCCGGACGUGGUUCUUGCAAAUCCAGCACCAACUCCAGCUGUUCAGCAGUCAGUACCUCUUAGUGCAUUAGAACUGGGCCUGGAGGCUGAGGCUGCAUCGGCUGUGAAACAAGAACCAGAGACUGUUUCUACUCCAGCCUUAUUAAAUGUUCGGCAACCACCAUCCACCACAACCUUUGUGCUGAAUCAAAUAAAUCAGCUUCCAACCUUGGGGACUACAAUUGUGAUGACAAAAACGACGCCUGUCACGACCACCAGACAGACCAUCACUGUAGCAAAGAUCAUCCAGACCAGCACAACCACCCGGCCCUCGGUGGCAGCACCAGCAGUAAGAAAUGCCUUGACCACUGCACCUUCCAAGGACCAGAUUCAGCUGAAAGAUCUGCUCAAGAAUAAUAGUCUUAAUGAACUCAUGAAACUGAAGCCACCUCCUAAUAUUGCCCAACCAGUAGCAACAGCAGCAAAACUAAUUGUAGUUUCUUCUAAGGUGGUAAAUGCCACCAGACCAGCUGACCUGAGCAAUGGUGCAGUGAAGAAGGAGGCUUCCACAAAAGAGGUAGCAAGAAUAUGGAUAAAUGACAUUAAAAUGAGAAGUUUCUCACCUACCGUGAAAGUACCAGCAGUAAAAGAGGAGGAGGAACCUGAGGAAGAAGAUGAGGAAGAAAUGGGCCAUGCAGAGACUUAUGCUGAGUAUAUGCCAAUAAAAUUAAAAAUUGGGCUACGUCAUCCUGACCCAGUAGUGGAAACCAGCUCGUUAUCCAGCGUGACUCCUCCUGAUGUGUGGUACCAGACAUCAAUAUCAGAAGAAACAAUUGAUAGUGGCUGGUUGUCAGCUUUGCAACUUGAAGCAAUCACUUAUGCAGCCCAGCAACAUGAAACAUUCCUGCCCAAUGGAGACAGAGCUGGAUUCUUGAUAGGUGAUGGUGCUGGUGUAGGAAAAGGAAGGACCAUAGCUGGAAUAAUCUAUGAAAAUUACUUGUUAGGCAGAAAAAGAGCAGUCUGGUUUAGUGUGUCAAACGAUCUGAAAUACGAUGCUGAAAGAGAUUUGAGAGAUAUUGGAGCAAAAAACAUAUUGGUUCAUUCAUUAAACAAGUUCAAGUAUGGGAAAAUCUCUUCCAAACAUAAUGGAAGCGUGAAGAAAGGUGUCAUCUUUGCUACCUAUUCUUCUCUUAUUGGAGAAAGUCAGUCUGGAGGGAAAUACAAAACCAGAUUAAAGCAGCUGCUUCACUGGUGUGGUGAAGACUUUGAUGGUGUUAUUGUAUUUGAUGAGUGUCAUAAAGCAAAGAACCUGUGUCCUGUUGGUUCAUCAAAACCAACAAAGACAGGUCUGGCCGUACUGGAGCUUCAAAAUAAACUUCCCAAAGCCAGGGUUGUUUAUGCCAGUGCCACAGGUGCAUCUGAGCCAAGAAACAUGGCAUAUAUGAACCGUCUUGGAAUUUGGGGUGAAGGAACUCCCUUUAGGGAAUUCAGUGAUUUUAUUCAGGCUGUUGAAAGAAGAGGUGUUGGUGCCAUGGAAAUAGUUGCUAUGGAUAUGAAGCUGAGAGGAAUGUACAUAGCAAGGCAGUUGAGCUUUUCAGGUGUAACUUUCAAAAUCGACGAAGUUCUGCUUUCACAGGAAUAUGUUAAAAUGUACAAUAAAUCUGUGAAACUGUGGGUCAGUGCUCGGGAGAGGUUUCAGCAGGCGGCCGAUCUCAUCGACGCGGAGCAACGCAUGAAAAAGUCCAUGUGGGGGCAGUUUUGGUCAGCACACCAGAGGUUUUUCAAGUACCUUUGCAUAGCCUCCAAGGUGAAGAGAGUGGUGCAGCUUGCUCGGGAGGAAAUCAAGAAUGGCAAAUGUGUUGUCAUUGGCCUGCAGUCAACAGGGGAAGCGAGAACAUUGGAAGCUUUGGAGGAAGGUGGAGGUGAACUGAACGACUUUGUUUCCACAGCAAAAGGAGUAUUCCAGUCUCUUAUUGAAAAGCACUUUCCAGCUCCCGACAGGAAGAAGCUGUUUAGCUUGUUGGGAAUUGAUUUGACUGCUCAAAGUAACAACAAUUCACCCCGAGACAGCCCUUGCAAGGAGAACAAGAUAAAGAAACGAAAAGGUGAGGAGAUAAGCAGAGAAGCCAAGAAAGCUCGCAAGACAGGGGGCCUUGCAGGCAGCAGCUCUGAUGAGAGUGAGAGUGAGUCUGAUGCUUCAGAUAAUGAAGAAAGUGACAAUGAGAGCUCCAAAUUCUUGAGUUCUGGAGAUGAUGAUGACUUCAACCCAUUCAGAGAUGAAUCCAGUGAGGAUGAUGAAGAUGAUCCCUGGCUCAUUAGAAAAGAGCAUAAAAAAAAUAAAGAAAAGAAAAAGAAGAAAAGCAUAGACCCAGACUCCAUUCAAAGUGCCUUACUAGCCUCUGGCCUGGGAUCCAAACGACCCAGCUGCUUCACUUCCACUGUUGGUACCACCACCUCGAGUACCAACACGUCUGCAAACAGCAACACAAACAGCAGCUUUGUAACGAGUCAGGAUGCUGUUGAAAGGGCCCAACAAAUGAAAAAAGAACUGCUGGAUAAACUGGAAAAGCUGGCUGAAGAUCUUCCACCUAAUACACUGGAUGAGCUUAUAGAUGAACUGGGUGGUCCUGAAAAUGUUGCAGAGAUGACGGGCCGCAAAGGGCGGGUUGUGAGCAACGACGACGGCAGCAUUUCCUACGAGUCCAGGUCUGAGCUGGACGUGCCUGUGGAAAUCCUGAACAUCACAGAAAAGCAGAGGUUCAUGGAUGGAGAUAAGAACAUUGCCAUCAUCUCAGAGGCUGCCAGCUCUGGGAUAUCAUUGCAAGCAGAUCGGAGAGCCAAGAACCAGAGACGGAGAGUUCACAUGACCCUGGAGCUGCCCUGGAGUGCAGACAGAGCAAUACAGCAGUUUGGAAGAACUCACAGAUCCAACCAAGUGACUGCUCCAGAGUAUGUGUUCCUCAUUUCUGAACUGGCAGGAGAGCAAAGAUUUGCAUCCAUAGUUGCAAAAAGACUGGAGAGCUUGGGAGCCCUCACCCACGGGGACAGAAGGGCCACAGAAACUCGAGACCUCAGCAGAUUCAAUUUUGACAACAAGUAUGGCAGAAAUGCUUUGGAGAUUGUUAUGAAAUCCAUUGUGAACUUGGACUCCCCAAUGGUCUCACCUCCUCCUGAUUUUCCUGGAGACUUCUUCAAAGAUGUUCGUCAGGGAUUGAUCGGCGUGGGCUUGAUAAAUGUAGAAGACAGAUCUGGAAUACUGACACUUGAUAAAGAUUAUAACAAUAUAGGGAAGUUUCUGAAUCGAAUUCUUGGAAUGGAAGUCCAUCAGCAGAACGCUUUGUUCCAGUACUUCUCUGACACGUUAAAUGCAGUUAUUCAAAAUGCUAAAAAGAAUGGGAGAUAUGACAUGGGCAUCUUGGAUUUGGGCUCCGGGGAUGAGAAGGUAAGGAAGGCAGAUGUUAAGAAGUUUUUAACUCCUGGAUAUUCUACCUCUGGACAUGUAGAGCUGUACACAAUCAGUGUGGAGAGAGGAAUGUCUUGGGAUGAAGCAACAAAGCUCUGGGCUGAACAGACAGGUCCAGAUGAUGGAUUUUAUUUAUCACUACAGAUAAGAAAUAACAAGAAAACAGCAAUUCUAGUAAAAGAAGUGAAUCCUAAAAAGAAGCUUUUUUUAGUAUACAGACCAAAUACUGGGAAACAACUCAAACUAGAAACAUGUGCAGACCUGAAAAAGAAAUAUAAGAAGGUACCCUCUGAGGAUGCUCUGCCACACUGGUUGGAGCAGUACAAUUCCUCUGCAGACACCUGCACCCACGCCUACUGGAGAGGCAAUUGUAAGAAGGCAGGUCUGGGACUGGUGUGUGAGGUGGGACUGCGCUGCCGGACCUACUACGUCCUGUGUGGCUCCGUGCUGAGCGUGUGGACAAAGGUGGAAGGAGUUCUGGCCUCUGUGAGUGGGACAAAUGUGAAGAUGCAGAUUGUUCGCCUGAGGACAGAGGAUGGGCAGAGGAUCGUAGGUUUGAUCAUUCCUGCAAAUUGUGUGUCGCCCCUCGUGAACCUCCUGUCGACGUCCGACCAGUCGCAGCAGCUCGCGGUGCAGCAGCAGCAGAUCUGGCAGCAGCACCACCCCCAGAGCAUCACCAACCUCAGCAACGCAUAGGAGGAGGACAAGCUACAGGUGUUGACUCUGGUGUUUUGAGGAAAAGGCUGUAAAAGCAUAUCACUUGCAUAAAAAUCAGGGACAGAUUCCAAAGAAAUAUAACUUUUUCAGUUCAGUUGUGUGCUCUCAAAUACUUUGGGAAUAAAGAGAUCUAAAAAGGUUGGUAGAACUGAAAGCCA
Messenger RNA from Lepidothrix coronata (blue-crowned manakin), 4755 nucleotides. RefSeq names its product strawberry notch homolog 1 (gene SBNO1). Gene Ontology annotation, biological process: regulation of DNA-templated transcription. Gene Ontology annotation, molecular function: chromatin DNA binding; histone binding. The coding region runs from base 356 to 4576 and encodes 1406 amino acids. The transcript has 33 exons. Gene Ontology annotation, cellular component: nucleus. Lineage: Eukaryota; Metazoa; Chordata; Aves; Passeriformes; Pipridae. The record is from RefSeq and is a predicted model, not a curated record.